Rotaria sordida is the source of this 1824-nucleotide messenger RNA. NCBI's taxonomy places the organism in Eukaryota, Metazoa, Rotifera, Eurotatoria, Philodinida, Philodinidae. The record is from the annotation of a GenBank genome assembly.
AUGCGAGAUAUUUCUGUUCUAGUUAAUGUAUGUCUUAGUCGUCGAACCAUUAUUAUUAUCGUAGUUGUUUGUCGUCAAAGACAAUUUAUUUUCAAAGAUAUUUAUUGUAAUAUGUCCAAUGGAAUGAAGAAACAAUUUUCAACUGUAUCAAUACGUCAGAUACCACAUAUACGUCUUCAUGAUGAUGGAAAUAUAGAAACACGAUAUGAAUUUUUAAAUAAAUUAGGUGAAGGUUCAUUUGGAACUGUAUCUCGUGUUAAAAGUAAAGAAAAUGAUUUAUUUUAUGCUAUGAAAACAAUUAUAAAAAAACAUGGCAAUACUUCUAAAGCAUCAAUUCUUGAUAAUGAAGUAAAAUUAUUAACAGAAGUUAAUCAUGCUAAUCUUAUUCAACUUCAUGAAGUUUUAGAAUCAACUCAAAAACUUUAUUUGGUCGUUGAAUUAUGUGAAGGUGGUGAAUUAGGUGGAUGUGUUAAAAAUAUUGGUCCAUUACCUGAAGAAACAGUUAAACAAAUAAUGUCAAAAUUAAUAAGUGCAUUACAUUAUCUUCAUAAAAUGAAUAUUGUACAUCGUGAUCUUAAAUUAGAAAAUAUUUUAUUAAAAAAUACUCCAACAAAUAAAACAGAUGAAUUUGAUAUUCGAGUUACUGAUUUUGGUUUAAGUUCAAAACAAAGUAUUACUUCUACUGAUUCACUUUUUAAUGAUUAUUGUGGUACACCACUUUAUAUGGCACCAGAAAUAUUGGAAAAUAAAAAUUAUAGUGCACUUUGUGAUGUAUGGGCUAUGGGAGUCAUUAUGUAUUAUUUAAUUUGUGGUCGUCAUCCUUAUGUUGCGAAUGAUGAAAGACGUUUACUUGAAAUAAUUCGUUCACAAAAACUUCGAUUUGAUUUGGAAAAAUUUCGAAAUAUUUCAUCUGAAGGUCUUGAUUUUUUACAAGGAAUGCUGGUUUAUGAUACAGUUCAUCGUCGAACAAUGGGUGAACUUAUUGUACAUCCAUGGUUAACAGGUCGAUCCGAUAAAGGACCAGCUAAAGAUAUAAUAACAAUGAUGAGAGAAUUUCAAGCUGAAAAUGAUCAACAUCAAAUAAAAAUUGAAAAUAAUUCAACAACAGUAAUAAAUUCAACUCCAGAUAAUGUAAAUUUCUCAUUGAGUUCAAAUGAUCAAUCAAAAAUAUCAUCAUCAUCAUCAUCAUCAAUUUCACAGAAACAACAAGAAUCAUUGAACAAUAAUACAAAUCAAUCGAAAAUCAAUAUGAUUAGAUCAGAUUUACGUACUAUUGUUGAUAAAAAUAAAUUAAAUUACAGAACAACAAGUCGAUUAACAGCCGAUUCUCUUAGAACAUUUCGUGGUUCGACAUAUGAUAUUAUUGGUAAUUCACCAAAAUUUCGUGUACGAACUAAACAAAUUGAUACGACAACGGAUUUAAUUGAUUCAAGUCAAACAUUUAAUUCUCCUUCAUUUGUAUCUUCUUCGACAAAUUUUUCGACAGUACGACCCAGUAACAUUCGACUUAGUCGUUGUCAAUCUCAAGCUGAUAUUGUUUUAUCAUCGAAACGUGCAUCACCAUCUCGACAACAUUAUCAACGAACUGUUUUGAAUGGUACAACUAAUAUUAGUGUUUCACCUUCAUCAAAUGUUUUUAAUUCAUCAUCAAAUGAUAAUAUCAUAGGAAAUAUUUCUAAAAAUCCACCGUCUUCCACAACUACUGCUUUAAUGAUGAUUAAUAAACAUUAUACAAAUCAUCCAUCAUCAUCGUUACCAACUAUAUCUAAUCAUCAGCAAGAUAAUACAAAAAAAUUAUCUUUGUACAAUAAAUAUCAUACAUAA